Aricia agestis (brown argus) is the source of this 813-nucleotide messenger RNA. RefSeq names its product acylphosphatase-2-like. The record is from RefSeq and is a predicted model, not a curated record. The transcript is spliced from 3 exons. Lineage: Eukaryota; Metazoa; Arthropoda; Insecta; Lepidoptera; Lycaenidae. The coding region runs from base 24 to 392 and encodes 122 amino acids. Gene Ontology annotation, molecular function: acylphosphatase activity.
AAGUCAAAAGUGGAAAUUAUGAAAUGAGACGUUUCCCGAUUUUAAUAAGUUUUCUUUGCGUUCUUACAAGAAAUAAAACAACUGGCACCCUUGUAAACAUGUCCCUGAGAAGUGUAGAUUUCGAAGUUUUCGGCAUCGUUCAAGGAGUAUUCUUUAGAAAGUACACAAAAGCACAAGCGGACAAACUUGAGCUGAAGGGAUGGUGUCGGAACACUUCCAGAGAUACGGUAGAGGGGCAAAUAGAAGGACCCAGUGAUAAAGUGGACAAUAUGAUCCAAUGGUUGAAAACAACCGGUAGCCCGAGCAGUAAGAUUGACAAGGCCGAGUUUAAAAAUGAUAAGGAGAUUUCAGAAUAUACAUUUAAAAGUUUCGAUAUUCGGCGUGACAAUUAAUCUGCUUUGGGAUUAAAAGAAAAUCGUAAGAUAAUAUUAUGGCAAAAUCCAUGAACCAUGAACAUGCCCCUAAAAAUCUCUUGUGAUAUUAGAGCAGGGAUAGCAAACUCGGCGGUUGCCAUAAUAUCUAAUAGAAGCUUUUUAGUGCUCGUGAUCAAAAUUAUUAUGAACAUUAAGUUUUUAUUUCCGUAGCAAGUAAUUUACUUGCGAAAGUUAAGUGUUAUUUCUAUUUUAUGAUUUGAGUUGUAAAAUAGCACGGGUCAUAAAGUAAUCUCAAAUGGCUCAAGAAAAUCGCUUAAUGAUUUGCUGUUCCUGUAUUAAGUAGUUUUAAGAAUUUUCUUAAUUUUUCUUGUUCUAGUUCUGCUAUCUAGAUGUAAAUAGUUCCAGAAUAAUAUGACAGUAUUUUAUUUAUUGACAAUAA